AUGCCACAAAUUAACAGCACCACUGAAAUGGCGACCAGAGUGCAGCUCAAGGGUCCGAGCCCGACCCCAAGUCCAGAUUUUGAGAUUGCGACUUUAGAGGAGCAGAUGCCCAAACAAUUGGAAGUCAAAGCCCAGGGACUCGACGAAAAGGAAGACGAGAGAAAAAUACGCGAAAUACAACCACCGCCAACUCCCGACCCAAGCGUAACCGACCCAAGCAUACCAGCAGGAGAAUAUUAUUCGAAUGCUGCAGCUGAUUACUCGGAUGUCCCAGAACUACCAACUCCCGACAUACCGAAGCAGCAACGCAAGCACCGAAGAGGUGGGAGAAAACAGAGGCAGACGGAGCAACAAGCUGCCCAAGAUUUUCCAGACUCACAAGGUCCUGAGGACGAAGAGAACGAAGAGUUUGAAAGACAAGAGGGGCGAGGGAACAUUACGCUGCCGAAAUUGAAACGACGACCCACGAAUAUGCGACGCGAAACUGGCAUCAGAGCAUUUAACUUGAAAAGGGCAGAUUCUUCUGGUGGGAGACCCUUUGGAGUUUCGCUCCAAAAGGGCGACAACGAUCUGGAAGAGACAAAGCAGACCAAGUCUAAAUCGAAAACAAAAACUACGACAAAACCCAAAAAUAAAGCAAAGCGCAAGGUCAAAUGCGAAACGUGUGGGAGGAAGAGCAAAAGGGAAGAAGAGGAAAAUUGGGAAAGUCAGGAUUCAAGCGACGAAGAAAGUGAGGAGGAGAAGGAGGUGAAAAAGGAGCCCAAGGAGGAAGAGAAGCCCAAGGCGCAAAAGCCUAUGUCGAUUCGACUUGAUUUGAAUCUGGAGCUCGAGAUAUUUCUUCGAGCGAAAAUCAAGGGGGAUGUUACAGUCACGUUUCUAUAA
Molecule: messenger RNA, 882 nt
Organism: Hymenoscyphus albidus
Lineage: Eukaryota; Fungi; Ascomycota; Leotiomycetes; Helotiales; Helotiaceae
Source: the annotation of a GenBank genome assembly